GCUCUCUGUAUUGGAUUUAAACUUCAAACUCUUUUGAGCUUUCAGAUUGAGGAAAAUGAAGAAACCCUUUAAAUCAGUUGCAACUUCAAGCAAAACCCACUUCGAAGAAAGUGAAGAAGAGAUGGAAUCUUCAUCCGAAGAAGAGAAAUCUGACGACUCCAUUGAUUCUGAAGAAGAGGAAGAGAUAGAACGUGAGUUAGCAGAAGUUACAUUCGAAGAGCUGCAAAAGGCACGAGCCGAUGGUUCCGAUUCAGUCUCUCGCAAACCCCAUUCAGAUACCAAGCACCGCCGCGCUAACAAGAAUAGGCCAAUGGAACUCAGUAGCAAGAAACCAUUGAGGUCAUUUAGACAGGUUAUUCAAGCUCCUAAAAAGGUGGCACGAGACCCCCGUUUUGAAUCCUUAUGUGGUAAACUUGAUGUCGACGGAUUCAGAAAAAGAUACAAUUUUCUGUUUGAGAACAACCUACCGGCUGAAAGAGAGGAGAUGCAGACGCAACUUAAAAAAACCAAAGACCCAAAAGUCAGUGAACUGAAGAACCAUAUUUCCUGGAUUGACAAGCAAUUAAAGUUCGAGUCAGCAAAGAAUACUGAUGCUGAGAUUCUGGCUGCACACAAGAAGAAAGAAAAAGAAGCAGUGAAGCAUGGGAAGCGCCCUUUCUAUCUUAAGAAAUCUGAAAUUCGUAAGCAAAGGCUUGUGGAGAAGUAUAAAAAGCUCAAGGCAUCCGGAAAACUUGAAUCCUUCAUUGAGAAAAAGAGAAGGAAGAAUGCUGCUAAAGAUCAUAGAUUCAUGCCCUAUCGUAGACCCAACAACAAUGAGCAAUAAAGUUAAUGAUUCCACAGUUUUUUUUAUGGCUCUAGAGCUGUAUUUGUGUAGUCCUACAUCUUGAAUGGUUAAGGCAUGCCCUCUAUAGGUAGUGUCGAGACGAGAUUUUGACUGGCAUACCAUCCUCCUCUAGGCAUUGUGCUACCAUUCAAUGAGUGAAAUGAAAAAUGUUGAUUUUGUUCUC
Hibiscus syriacus is the source of this 1007-nucleotide messenger RNA. RefSeq names its product ribosomal RNA processing protein 36 homolog. Gene Ontology annotation, biological process: maturation of SSU-rRNA from tricistronic rRNA transcript (SSU-rRNA, 5.8S rRNA, LSU-rRNA). Gene Ontology annotation, cellular component: 90S preribosome; nucleolus. NCBI's taxonomy places the organism in Eukaryota, Viridiplantae, Streptophyta, Magnoliopsida, Malvales, Malvaceae. The record is from RefSeq and is a predicted model, not a curated record.